AUGAAGUUGCUUUUGGGCCAAUCAGGCACUUGUAUGGCCGAUGAUCUUUGGUAUUUCGUUGCUCAAGCUUUUGCCCUUAUGGUUGCUGUCGCUAACUGGGUUUGCCGAUCUGGCAUAAAGGAAGCAUUGUUAAAAACAUUGCCAUAUGUCGCUGCAAGCUUAAGGGAGGAACUAUGUGAUUCAGAGGAAAAGAGCCAGAUAGAGAGACUCGAAAAUCAAGUGACUUCUCUCACUCAGGAGAAGGGUGUUCUUGCGAGUAAGUCGGUUAGUUUUCAACAUCAACUGGCUCGUGCCCUGGUUGAUGGUGUUGUUAGCUUGGGCAGUCUGCAGUGGAUGCUAGAAAAAAGGGGUGGUUUGAGUGAUGGAUAA
Lactuca saligna is the source of this 369-nucleotide messenger RNA. The record is from the annotation of a GenBank genome assembly. NCBI's taxonomy places the organism in Eukaryota, Viridiplantae, Streptophyta, Magnoliopsida, Asterales, Asteraceae.